AUGACAGUGUUUCAAAAAUUAUUCGAUACUUCUAAUAACAAACUUGAUUCCUCAGAUGACAGUCAAAUCUAUAAUUCAAAAAAAUUUGUAGUAGCUGAAAAAGAUGUACCAAAUUUAUUUGACCACGGAUUAGAACAGUUCGUUAAUCCCUCUUCAAUUAGUUUCUUUCUUAAAUUGGGUUUGGGUACAAGUUGGUUGAAAGAUGAUUGUGAGAACUGGCAAGAAAAUAUAAAUUACCAGGUCUGUUUAAACGCUGUAAAUAAUUUACCAGUUGUGAACGAUGUUGCUGAGCGCGGUGUGAAAUUAAUGCAAGAAUACAAUGAUUUGUUUACGAAAGAUGAAGAUCAGAAGCAGUUUAUUAUUCAAAUUUUGGAUGAUUACAGAGUUCGAAACAUAAAAAAUACAAAAGAAAGCUUACUCAAACCGUGGAAUUGA
This is a messenger RNA of Psylliodes chrysocephalus, 435 nucleotides long. The record is from the annotation of a GenBank genome assembly. Lineage: Eukaryota; Metazoa; Arthropoda; Insecta; Coleoptera; Chrysomelidae.